This is a messenger RNA of Sphaerodactylus townsendi, 3776 nucleotides long. It is a transcript of the gene GLRA3, whose product is annotated as glycine receptor alpha 3. The record is from RefSeq and is a predicted model, not a curated record. Gene Ontology annotation, molecular function: glycine binding; transmitter-gated monoatomic ion channel activity; extracellularly glycine-gated chloride channel activity. NCBI's taxonomy places the organism in Eukaryota, Metazoa, Chordata, Lepidosauria, Squamata, Sphaerodactylidae. Gene Ontology annotation, biological process: chemical synaptic transmission; regulation of membrane potential; chloride transmembrane transport. The transcript has 9 exons. Gene Ontology annotation, cellular component: neuron projection; synapse; plasma membrane. The coding region runs from base 554 to 1900 and encodes 448 amino acids.
GCUACAUUGGCAAGGCAGCCCAGCUUAUGCCUUCUGUAGGUCCGGGAGCUUCCCUGACUGGCUAAGGGGAAACCCACAGCUUUGAUUCCGCCUCCGCCCUCUUAUCGCUCCCUCCCCUCCAAAGCCGUGACAUUUCCAGUGUUCAGGAAUGUGGCGAGCUGGCGCCUGGCCGGAGCACGCAGGACCGAGGCGAGGGGAGCCCGAAAGUAGGUCUUCAUCGCCGCUGCUUGUCUUCUGCUCUGAUGUCUGGUCCUCCCCGCAGGGAUUAGUCUCUCUGUUUAAAUGCACGGCCCAAACCCCGGCGAGCCGGUUGCCAGCGACAACCCCCAGCCGCUCCAAGUCCCCGGCGCUGGCCACUGAACUCCUGCCGGCAAAGUCUCCCGCGCUUUACUGGAUUUACAGGUUUUCGGGGAGCUCUCCAGGGUGCUGAAAUCGUGGCCGUCGCUCCGGCGGCUCUCAAGCGGAGCUCUCCAUUCCGUAGCUUCUUGCUCUGGAUUCCCUCAUGACUUGCACACGUCCGCUUGGGAGGAGGUUGUGAAAACCUCAUAGUACCAUGGCACGGAUUAGGUACCUGCGCGCAGUUGUCUCGGGAUUUUAUCUUUGGGAAGCUGCCCUGCUGCUCAGUUUGGUGGCCACAAAGGAAACCGACAGUGCAAGAUCUCGGAGCAUGCCAAUGUCCCCAUCGGAUUUCCUGGACAAAUUAAUGGGCAGGAUGUCAGGCUAUGAUGCAAGAAUCAGACCGAACUUCAAAGGACCUCCAGUUAACGUCACAUGCAACAUUUUUAUAAACAGUUUUGGAUCCAUUGCAGAGACAACCAUGGAUUAUCGAGUGAACAUCUUUCUCCGUCAGAGCUGGAAUGAUCCACGGCUUGCUUAUAGUGAAUAUCCAGAUGACUCUUUAGAUUUAGAUCCCUCUAUGCUAGAUUCUAUUUGGAAGCCUGAUUUAUUCUUUGCUAAUGAAAAGGGUGCCAACUUUCAUGAAGUAACUACAGACAACAAGUUGCUACGAAUUUUUAAAAAUGGGAAUGUUCUUUAUUCUAUCAGAUUGACUUUAAUUCUUUCCUGUCCAAUGGAUCUCAAAAAUUUUCCAAUGGAUGUCCAAACAUGUAUAAUGCAGCUGGAAAGCUUUGGAUACACAAUGAAUGAUCUCAUCUUUGAGUGGCAAGAAAAAGGUGCUGUGCAGGUAGCUGAUGGACUCACUUUGCCUCAGUUUCUGCUGAAAGAAGAGAAAGAUUUAUGUUAUUGCACCAAGCAUUACAACACAGGCAAGUUUACAUGUAUCGAAGUCCGCUUCCACCUUGAACGGCAGAUGGGUUAUUAUCUAAUUCAAAUGUACAUACCUAGUCUGUUGAUCGUCAUACUGUCCUGGGUGUCCUUUUGGAUCAAUAUGGAUGCAGCUCCAGCCAGAGUGGCUUUAGGUAUAACAACUGUGCUUACUAUGACAACGCAGAGUUCAGGAUCACGGGCAUCACUCCCAAAGGUAUCAUAUGUCAAGGCUAUUGACAUCUGGAUGGCCGUAUGCCUGCUUUUUGUAUUCUCGGCCCUUCUGGAAUAUGCAGCUGUAAAUUUUGUGUCAAGACAGCAUAAGGAACUUUUGAGAUUUCACCGAAAGAGGAAGAAGAACAAGGAUGAUGACAUAAGAGAGAAUCGGUUCAGCUUCACAGGCUAUGGAAUGGGGCCACCAUGUAUACAAGCAAAAGAUGGUGUGGCUCCCAAGGGACCAAAUAAUCCUGUUCAAGUUGUACCAAAAAGCCCUGAAGAAAUGAGGAAGGUAUUUGUUGAUCGGGCCAAGAAGAUUGACACCAUCUCCAGAGCCUGCUUUCCACUAGCCUUUCUGAUAUUCAACAUUUUUUACUGGAUUAUCUACAAAAUCAUUAGGCAUGAAGACAUUCACCAGUAAUUAAGUUAAGUACUAGAGAUUUCCAGUACUUAACCAUUUUGAUUUUUAUUACAAUGGUACAAAUACUGAUUGGCUCGUAAAGGGCAUGGAGAAAAAAAGAAUCUUAUUUGACUUGCUAUGCAAAGUCACAAUGGAAUAGAAGAAUGACAGUCAAUGAACAUACGGUAUCUGGUACAACAAAGUUUUUACUUCAUACUAAAAGUAACCAGUUUUUUCAAAACAAAAAAACAAACCCCUUGUCUAAAACUAUACUGCCAAUGUAUUUAUACAUUCUGUUAUGUGAUAGUAUAAUGCCUCUUUGAAGUUCCUUACUGAAAUUUUUAAUUCAAUUGUAUUUCUUAAAUUGAUCAAAAGGGAGUCCCAAAUGUCUUCAGAUAAGUGCCAUACCAACAGAGAUGCUAUUACAAUUUUAAAUCUCCUUAAAACUUGCCUUGGGCCUUGAUUCCGGAAAUGUAACCUUUGGUGGUUUCCCUUUUAAGAGCACUGCCGAUGGUUUUUAUAACAAACACAGGAAUAUUUCAGAUUUAUAAUUUCAUAUGAAAUCCUUCACAAAGAGGCAAUAGCUGCAAUUCACAAACCAACUGUAUUGUAUUGUCGAAGGCUUUCACGGCCGGAAUCACUGGGGGGUUGCGUGGUUUCUGGGCGGUAUGGUCGUGUUCUGGUAGCAUUUUCUCCUGAUGUUUCACCUUCAUCUGUGGCUGGCCUCUUCAGAGGAUCUCUAUUGUGUUUGUAAUACUACUUUGGUGGUUCUCUGGACUGAGCCGUAUGUUGAUGGUUGGCCAUGUGUGUUAUGACACAGAUAAGUAUACUUUGGCCAAGUGUUAGUAUUUCUAAGAGUAUUCAAGGUAGGUAAGUGUCUUAUCACAUCAUAUAAUACAAGUAGCAGCAGAAAUGAGCCUUCUGCUGACUUAAUGAAACACUGGACAGAUGCUUGGCACUAAACCAAAAUGAUAGGAUUUGGGGCUAGACAGUCACUUAGGUGUUUCCUUCAAAGCUCAGAUGGGGUGCAAAAGUAGAAUGUACCCCAGAGAAGGUUAAGUAUGUUUUUAAAAUGAUUUAAAUUAUGGAAUAUUAUGAAUGAACUACUACUUGCUGAAUGUUCAUGCUUAUUGGGAAGCAUACCUCCUUCACAUCAAUAAGAUCCACAGGUUAAGUUAUUUAAGGCCAGUCUGUAAGUCCCAUUAAUUUUACCCAGCUCAGUGGACCUCAGCCAAAAGAGGACAUUAGAAAAUAAUGCUAAAUGAAAUAAAAUAUUUUGUAUGAAAACAAAUUCAGUAUUCUUCAGUAAACUAUGCAUCAUGUUACAGAACAUUAUGAUUAUGGAAACUCAUUCUGUAAAUUGUGCCAUCUAUUAUUUCUUCUUUCAAAAUUACUUUUUUGAAUUAUCGUAAGAAUAGAACACUUCGUAUGUAGUAGUUUUUGUAGUAGUUUUUGAAAUCUACUCACAGAUAUGGGGAGGUUUCUUUUUAAAUCCUUUUUUUCUUUUUUUAAUUCUUAAGUUAAAAAAACAGAAGUAGAAUUAAGUCCAAUCAUGAUCCCACCAAAUUAAUUCUUUUAAAUACUAUACUAAGCUGUUAAAUCCUUGCAAACAACUAGAUUUAGAAGUCUGAUUAUGACUACAUUGUUAAUUUCAGUGUGACUGGAUCAAAUGUCAAGAUUUUGUUAUAUUUUAAAUUUUAGGAAAUCACUUACUGACAGCCUGUUCACAAAUACCACUGAAAUGAAUAGCUGUAAUAGAAACAGCAUUGGUCACUCUAAUUCAUCAAACUUUCCAGUGGACUGUGUUUAUAGUGUAUGGGUGUGUAACCUCUGCUUGUGAGUUCUGUGGGGCAGAACUUGGAAGAAGUUGCAAAGAACUAAAUUUAAAACAAAAUGG